Molecule: messenger RNA, 1140 nt
Organism: Lachancea fermentati
Lineage: Eukaryota; Fungi; Ascomycota; Saccharomycetes; Saccharomycetales; Saccharomycetaceae
Source: the annotation of a GenBank genome assembly
AUGUACUGUCGUCUUGCCAAACUGCAGACCGGGUCGUUCAGCACCGUGUACCGGGCGUACGACUCGGAGAACAAGCGGGACGUUGCGUUAAAGGUGGUGGAAAAACCAAGGGACCUGCGAACGCGGACCAAGCUCAGCCAACUGAUUGCCAACGAGUAUAGGGUGCUCUGUAAGCUGGGGUCGCGGCAUCCGAAUGUGUGUGCGCUGGUGGACUUUUACCAGGCGCACGAGAGCUUCGUAUUCGUGAUGGAGUUUGCGUCACAGGGAGACCUCUACGACGUGAUCAAGAACUGGAGGACGGCCAGCCGGGCGACUAGCGGCCGCGUGCCAGCACCAUCGCUCAUGCCGGUGGAUUUCGCGCGGCUCGUGCGGCAGCUGUGCUCUGCCAUCAACUACGCACACCAGCUGGGCGUGGCACACCGCGACAUUAAGCCGGAAAACGUGCUGCUGGACCACGCGGGCAACGUCAAACUCGCGGAUUGGGGGCUCAGCUGUGAGUCCAUGUACUCGGACGACCUGCGUAUCGGCACAGAGAAGUAUCUGGCGCCCGAGACGUUCGAAGAAUGCUACAACACGUUUUACGCAGACUACUGGUCGCUGGGCGUCACGUUUUUGUACGUGAUGUUUGGUGCGUGUCCCUUCCGGAAUGCGUCUCUCCAAGACCACACUACCAACUCCAACUUUGCGCGUUUCGUCGCGGACCGGCACAGUUUCAUCUCCGAAUACUACUUUCAAACCUCACUCGGCGACACGCAGCAGAAAUGGCGUGGUGGUUUCCACAAGAGCAACAUCGCUCGUUUCGAGCCUGCGUACUGGCUCAGUUUCCCGGGCACUCCCAAAAACCUCGACAGAAAUCAAUUGCUGUUGCUAUGUGCAACAUGUGUGGUUACCUGUCUUCUACCCAUGAAUCCUUUAUCCCGAAGCAUGCUCGAAUUUUCAGCUAAAAUUGAGUCCUUCUUCUCCGACGAGUCGUCGAAUUUGGAGACAGAUGAUCUGAAUAGCGAUUUUUUUUAUUCUGGUUUGGUGAUGAACCCUGACGUCGUUGCAUGCAUUUAUGGCGACAAAAGUUCCGCCUUGCCAAGUACCAAUUCAUCGUUUGCAAGCUCUAUGGACUACCUAGCUGACGAGCUAGAGUGUUAG